GACGCCGACGGCCUCGCUCUCCAGGACGCGGCUCGCGCCCAGGCGGAGGCGGCCGCUCCCGCGGGCGUCGAGGGCGUGGCGGCUAGGCUCUGGGCUGCGGGCACCUAGCAGACUGUACCCCGCUGGCCGCCCGCCUCGUCUCCCCAAGCGCGGCCCCUCGCGGCGUCCAAUCUCCCGCGUAGCCCGUCCGGCCGCCCCAGCCUCUCCUUGCCUGCCUGCCUGCCUACGGCGGCCACGCGAGCAGUAUAUGCCUGGUAGACAUCUUAGAACUUUAAGAACGGAAAAGACCUGAUUUUAGGGGAUAAUGCUGAGGGACACUAUGAAAUCUUGGAAUGAUAGCCAGUCAGAUCUCUGUAGCAGUGACCAAGAAGAGGAAGAAGAGAUGAUUUUUGGUGAAAAUGAAGAUGAUUUGGAAGAAAUGAUGGAUUUAAGUGAUCUGCCUACCUCACUUUUUGCUUGCAGUGUCCAUGAAGCUGUGUUUGAGGUGCCAGAGCAGAAGGAGAGAUUUGAAGCGCUUUUCACCAUCUAUGAUGACCAAGUUACGUUUCAGCUGUUUAAAAGUUUUAGAAGAGUCCGAAUAAAUUUCAGCAAACCUGAAGCAGCAGCACGGGCUCGAAUAGAACUCCACGAGACAGACUUCAACGGGAAGAAGCUGAAGCUGUAUUUCGCACAGGUACAGAUGUCCAGCGAAACACAGGACAAAUCGUAUUUACUGCCCCCCCAGCCGGUCAAACAGUUCCUCAUCUCCCCUCCUGCGUCGCCUCCAGUGGGGUGGAAGCAGGGGGAAGACGCGAUGCCUGUUAUAAAUUAUGAUUUACUCUGUGCUGUUUCCAAAUUGGGACCAGGAGAGAAAUACGAACUUCACGCGGGAACCGAGUCGACGCCGAGCGUGGUGGUUCAUGUCUGUGAAAGUGAAACUGAAGAGGAAGAAGAAACAAAACAUCCCAAACAGAAAAUCACCCAGACAAGGCGCCCUGAACCUCUGACUGCAGCACUGAGCAAGCCCCGGGCCUUCGACUGCACACUGUGAGGCUUUGGUUGUGGGGCGAGGCUGCUGCCACCUGGGCUGGGGUGGUGGGGACAUGCCUGCCCGUGACCGUGACCGCUGCUCAGCCGAGGCGAGGACAGGAGGGAACAGAGCGCCUGCCCUGGGGACAGGGGAGUACAGAGUAGCAGCCAGGUUGACCUGUUCAAAAUUUUAACAGAUGCUCUGAGCAGCAUGUUAAAUUAAAGGAUUAACCCCCAACAUGUGGCAACUCUUGACCAUUUUUAACAGUAGCAAAUUAGGAGAAUGGCUCCCUCCAGCAACGUUGAUUUCCCUGCUUCCAUAUAGCAUGGGGUACCCCAAAAUGAAAACUCUAGUCACUGAGUGCAGUACCAUUUUUAAGAACUUAAAGAUAGUCUUACAAUUUUAAUAAUGUAGUGCGGGUUUUUUUGGUAAUGGUCUGUUGGCUUCCAACUAAUCUAUUGGUCAAAGGUUAAUUGCUCUUCAAUAUACAUGGAAUUUUUUGCACAGAAAGAAACCUGACAUAGAGAAUAAUUCAUAGAAAAUCAUUUUUCUCAAGUGCUUUUUCCUUAACUUUGGGGAAGAAAUGCCCAAUUCCCUUUGACUGUCAAAAUCAAGGGACCCAAAUCUGUGUGCACAUUGUUCUCAUCCCGAAAGUGAUACACAGACCCCAGUUCCUGAUGUGCCAUCCCUCCCGGACACAGAGCAGUUGCUUUGGAAGGCAGGACAUAGCCCUUGUGAGCUUGAUGACUGUGACCUCAGGAGGCCACUGCACUCUACCGUUUGUGACCAGGUCCUGGCCUGUAGCUCGGACUGUCUUCAACCACCAGUUGAGUUUUUGUUAUGCAUAUUUGUGUGUCAUCAUUCAUAGGCUUUGAAUUAGAAAAGGUCAUGAUAAGAUUUUCCAUUUUUAAAUUGUCCAUUUAAACAUUUUUCAGUUUGAUUUGAAAGAAAAGUCACACACAUUCUUUUUCUGUGAAUUAGGGAAAGAUGGGGCAGACGGAGAUCGUUUUGUUAAUCGGACUUUCUUUUGGGUGAAAUUUUUUUACCCUGGCUUCCAGUUGGCAUUUUCCCCUAAAACAGAAGUGUUUCCUACUUGUGUUUCAGAGUGUAUCAUUGAACCUACUGAGGUAGAAGCAGACAUCUUCUUACCUCUUUGUGGUCUAUUUGGACUCUGAGGUCCCUUUUGUAGAGAAGCAUCAAAACUAAGAAUGCUUUGCUUCAGGUCAGGUGGCUCUGCUGGUUCUCUGCUUACUCUGAGGUUUUCUUUGUAUGGCAAGUGUCUGGGAUUCCCUGAUGUGUCUGUGCAGGGACGUGUGAGUUUGGACUAAAACCAAUAUGGCUGCCACUACAAAGAAAGAAAAAUGCAGAAAUUCAUACUGUGCUGUCUGUACAUUUUUGGUAAUGUGUUUCUGUGGUCUAGGUGUUCUUAUUAUGGUAGAAUUUAUUUCUAAGGACAUAAACUUUAUUGCAAAGAAAAAAAGUUUUCUAUAUUUUCCUUGCCCUCAAAUACUCUGAGAUGAUCAACUCUUCUAUUUGUAUGUAUCCACCACUGGUAAGCCUCAAUGUAAAUUCAGUUGAAACUUGUGAUUCUGUAAGCAGUUUAUUAAACUCAUUAUUUGGCAGUUUAACUGGCAGCCACUUAAUAAAUGUACUUUGCAGUUCUAAAUUCAGCAUUUUGUCACUUUUUAAUCUUAUCUGGGUGUACUAACUUAUCACUGCAGGACGGAACCUAAGUCAGGAAACAUAUGUAUUUUCAACACUUGGGAAUUUUUGAAUUUCCUUUUAGAUAAUAUUUAUUUGCUAUAAUUUUCUAAGUGGUCAGAAGUCAUGAUGUUUUAUUAUCUGGCUUGGCUUUCAUGCUCUACCUUCCAAUUAAAGACUAUUCUAUCCCUAACUUAAAACUGUCUUUUAAAGUCAAACAAUGCAAAUUACCUGACUAUUUCGUUUUCUCUUUUCUUUCUUUUUUUUCCAGUGUUGAA
Messenger RNA from Kogia breviceps (pygmy sperm whale), 2988 nucleotides. RefSeq names its product RCAN family member 3 (gene RCAN3). Gene Ontology annotation, biological process: calcium-mediated signaling. Gene Ontology annotation, cellular component: nucleus; cytoplasm. NCBI's taxonomy places the organism in Eukaryota, Metazoa, Chordata, Mammalia, Artiodactyla, Physeteridae. The record is from RefSeq and is a predicted model, not a curated record. Gene Ontology annotation, molecular function: nucleic acid binding; calcium-dependent protein serine/threonine phosphatase regulator activity.